Messenger RNA from Esox lucius (northern pike), 1591 nucleotides. RefSeq names its product alanine--glyoxylate and serine--pyruvate aminotransferase b (gene agxtb). Gene Ontology annotation, cellular component: peroxisome. Gene Ontology annotation, molecular function: L-alanine:glyoxylate transaminase activity; L-serine:pyruvate transaminase activity. NCBI's taxonomy places the organism in Eukaryota, Metazoa, Chordata, Actinopteri, Esociformes, Esocidae. Bases 78 to 1364 code for a protein of 428 amino acids. The transcript is spliced from 11 exons. The record is from RefSeq and is a predicted model, not a curated record.
GACCAAAGUAAACUCCAGUCCCUCUGUCUGUACCAGCAAGUCACAGUCGCGCGCUACACCGGAGAAAGGAGUAAACGAUGAUGCAGCGGGGUUUAUUUCGUAGGGGUGCGCUGCUGGCCCAACAGGCCGCUGUGGAGAGCUCACUUCCUCCGAUGAUUUCACCUCUUCAACCGCGACUUGACCGCUCAAUGUCCUCGUUGACAAUUCCACCCCCGGCGUGCAUGCUCCGGCCUCUCGAGGUUCCUUUCCGUUACCUGUUUGGACCCGGACCGUCCAACGUGCCUCCUCGCAUUUUAGCCGCAGGGGCCAGGCCAAUUAUUGGUCAUUUGCAUCCAGAAAUGUACGAGAUAAUGAACGACAUAAAGAAGGGAAUCCAGUACGCUUUCCAGACACAGAACAACAUGACGAUAGCCAUGAGCGGCUCGGGACAUGCAGCCAUGGAGUGCGCGAUCUUCAACACCGUUGAACCGGGGGAGAGCGUGCUCGUAGCUGUUAACGGUAUAUGGGGAGAGCGAGUGGCUGAAAUCGCCGAGAGAAUGGGUGCCAGUGUUCACACGAUGGUGAAAGCCCCUGGAGGAGUUUUCACCAAUGAAGAAAUAGAAAAGGCCCUGGCUAAACACAAACCGGUCCUGUUCUUCCUCACACACGGAGAAUCUUCUGCUGGCCUAGCACACCCUGUUGAUGGCAUUGGAGACCUCUGUCGCAAACACAACACGUUGUUCCUUGUAGAUACUGUUGCAUCUCUGGGGGCAGCACCUAUUUUCAUGGACCAGCAAAAUAUCGACAUCCUGUACACCGGCUCUCAAAAGGCCUUGAACGCACCGCCCGGCACGGCACCCAUCUCCUUCAAUGAAAGAGCCUGCCAGAAGAUGUUCACCAGGAAAACAAAACCAGUGUCCUACCUCUUGGACAUGAGCCAUCUGUCCAACUACUGGGGAAAUGACGGGAAGCCAGCCAGACUAUACCACCACACUGGGCCUGUGUCUGGGUUCUUUGCCCUGCGGGAAAGUCUUGCUAUUCUUGCUGAGACGGGGCUGGAGGAGUCCUGGAAGCAUCACAAGGAGGUGGCGGAGUACCUCUGGACAGGCCUGGAAGACUUGGGCCUCAAGCUGUUCAUCCGGGAAAAGGACCUGAGGCUACCAUCCGUCACAACCAUUGCCAUUCCCCAAGGCUACAACUGGAGGGAGAUACUGCAGUACAUCAUGAAGCACCACCAGAUGGAGAUGACAGGGGGCUUGGGGCCCUCCAUCAACAUGGUGAUACGCGUGGGCCUGAUGGGAUACAACUGCCAGAAGAGAAAUGCUGACUUGGCCCUGGCUGCUCUGGCCGACGCUCUGAGGAACUGCAAAAAGAGCAAGGCGUGACAACGUUUUUAUGUGUUUUCUACCCUGAAGGGUAACAGACGUGCCGGAGGAAGCUUGGAAGAAAUGGACGGUUGUGAACACAGAUCAUUUAGGCAGCCAUGUAAAAAGACAGAUUCACAUGCACCUGCUUUCCGCGUAGAGGGUUUUUAAUUAUUGUAAAUGACAAAUGCUCUCGUAGGGAAAGAAUAUACGAUAUAUUCAAAGACAAUAAAAUAUUUACAAUGUGU